CGCCCAGCUACCAGUCGAAGGACAUGGUGCUGCAUCAGACGACGGAGCACGAGUACCCGUACUCGUGGGAUGUAGUGUCCCGCGCGUUCUGGAACAAGUACCCGAACGCCACGCUGACGCACGUGGAGCGCGUGGAUGUGCUGUCGCGCUACAUGGACGCAGAUGGUCGCCUGCACACGGCCCGAUUGAUCAAGUGCACACAGAACAACAUGCCGUCCUGGGUAGUGAGCAUGAUGGGCAAGUUCUCGUACGUGUACGAAGAGACGAUCUGCAACCCCGUCGCCAAGACCCUCCACCUCAAGUCCACCAACUUGUCGUAUCGGUCAGUGGCCACAGUGCACGAGUCGUGCGUGUACAGACCCCACCCUGCAGGCGAAGGGGGCGCGUUGGCGCACACCAUGUACACCCAGGAUGCAGAAAUCAGUGCGUUCGUGCCGUUUGUGUCGCAGAAACUCGAAUCGUUCUCGGUGAGUCGCGGCGCCGAGACUGCCGCGCGCGGCCUCAGUGCCAUGGAAGCGCUGUGCAAGGAGAUCUUCCAUGGCCAGACAGCGUUCUGCGAGCCCGCCCCGUCCAAGUCCAACUCGACCAACUAAUCGACCCGACCAUAACGUAGUCGUCGCGACUCUGGGCCCGAUAUUUAUAAU
Messenger RNA from Aphanomyces astaci, 644 nucleotides. RefSeq lists its product as hypothetical. Gene Ontology annotation, molecular function: phosphatidic acid transfer activity. Gene Ontology annotation, biological process: phospholipid transport. Gene Ontology annotation, cellular component: mitochondrial intermembrane space. The transcript has a single exon. The record is from RefSeq and is a predicted model, not a curated record. NCBI's taxonomy places the organism in Eukaryota, Oomycota, Saprolegniomycetes, Saprolegniales, Verrucalvaceae. Bases 24 to 593 code for a protein of 189 amino acids.